This is a messenger RNA of Salvia splendens (bonfire salvia), 1257 nucleotides long. RefSeq names its product DAR GTPase 2, mitochondrial-like. The record is from RefSeq and is a predicted model, not a curated record. Gene Ontology annotation, molecular function: GTP binding; GTPase activity. Lineage: Eukaryota; Viridiplantae; Streptophyta; Magnoliopsida; Lamiales; Lamiaceae. Gene Ontology annotation, biological process: mitochondrial translation. Gene Ontology annotation, cellular component: mitochondrion. The coding region runs from base 143 to 1225 and encodes 360 amino acids. The transcript is spliced from 10 exons.
AUGUUUGUCACAAUUGAAUUUGACACAAUAGUUGUAACACAAAUUUACGUCCUUAAAAAUAUCAAUUUCACAUCAUCCUUAAAUUAAAGACUUUUGUGAUUUAAAUUGAAAUAUAAAAAAAGAAUUAAUAAAGCACACAAACAUGGCGGCAAGAGAGAGUGUGAUUCGAGGCAUCGGAAAAUCAGUGAAGGCGGUGGCCAAGAGCAGAGGCUCCGAGUGGUGGUACACUCCUCACAUGGCUGCCGCCGCCUGCGCCAUAGGUGAGCGCCUACCACUCGUCGAUCUUGUUCUCGAAGUCAGAGACGCCAGGAUUCCGUUAUCAUCGGAAUGUUUGCAAUUGAGGAACACUUCUUCCGCUUCCCGGAUUAUUGUACUGAACAAGGCGGACCUUGCUGAUCGCUCCCAAACGAAGGAAUGGUUGAGCUUUUUUGAGAAAAAAAAAUGUAUGGCUUUUGGAGUAAAUUCACAUAACAGGGACAAUAUCAGGGAGUUUCUGACCUUCCUCCAAGCUAGAGUCAGAGAAUUAAAGAAGAAGGAUGAUCGUGCGCAUGCAAUAACCUUCAUGCUAGUCGGUAUUCCCAAUGUGGGGAAAUCUGCAUUAGCCAACUCUUUGCAUCAGGUCGGGAGGAUUUCUGCAGCAGAGAAAGGGAGGCUAAAACACUCUUCAGUGACUCCACAGCCUGGGGAGACGAAAAGUAUAAGCAGUUUAAAGAUCGCUAGCCAUCCUAAUAUAUUUGUUCUCGACACCCCAAGUGUAUUGAUUCCUGACGUGAUUGAUGAUGAGAUCUGUUCUAAGCUUGCUCUGACAGGAGCAAUCAAGGACUGUGUGGCUGGUGAAAUAAACAUCGCAGAGUAUUUUCUUUCCAUCCUUAACCUCGGUGAGGAGUACAAGAAAUGGGCAAAGCUAUCAAGCUCUGAAACUGGAGCAGUAUCGACUAGUGAAGGUAGCUCGAGUCUGGGGAAAAAGCAGAAGAGGCAGUAUCCGACUGAUCACACUCAGGAUUUCAUUGUCAAUAAUGUACGACGCACACUCUUUGAUGCGGUUUCAUCUUUUUCUGGUUGUACGAACAAUGGAGAAGACCUAGCGCGCCUAAUUCAAGAACAGUUUGUAGUUCUACAGAAGCCUUCCCUAGGGAAGGCUAUCGUCCACCAUCGUCGUCUCCAUCGCCCUCACCACUCUCUCAAUGUCGCUGUAUCUACCUCAAAAUAUAUUCUCCCUCCAUAAAUUCUCACGCCCUUUUCUCGGGCCCUAUCUCU